Messenger RNA from Kalmanozyma brasiliensis GHG001, 2115 nucleotides. RefSeq names its product Molybdopterin cofactor biosynthesis C (MoaC) domain protein. Gene Ontology annotation, molecular function: 4 iron, 4 sulfur cluster binding; GTP 3',8'-cyclase activity; cyclic pyranopterin monophosphate synthase activity. Gene Ontology annotation, biological process: Mo-molybdopterin cofactor biosynthetic process. The record is from RefSeq and is a predicted model, not a curated record. Bases 1 to 2115 code for a protein of 704 amino acids. NCBI's taxonomy places the organism in Eukaryota, Fungi, Basidiomycota, Ustilaginomycetes, Ustilaginales. The transcript has 2 exons.
AUGCCUGAAGAUGGCGUCCCGCUCACACCAUCGUCCAAGCUCCUUUCGACUUCCGAGGUUGAGCGCUUAGCUUCGCUCUUCGUCUCUCAAGGCGUGAACAAGAUUCGACUUACGGGUGGAGAGCCCACAGUGCGGUCAGACCUACCGCAAAUCAUCUCAUCUCUCAACGCUCUCAAACAACAUGGACUCGAACAGAUUGGCAUCACCACCAACGGCAUCGCAUUGGGCAGGCGCAAACUGGACACGCUGGUGCAAAACGGUCUCACGCAUCUCAACAUCUCCUUGGACACGCUCGACCCAUUCAAGUUCGAGUUCAUGACGAGAAGGAGGGGGCACGAAGCCGUCAUGGACUGCAUAGAGCGAGCGCUGGCGCUAGGAGUGUCCAGCGUCAAGAUCAAUGUGGUGGUCAUCAAGGGCCUCAACGACACCAAGGAUGUUGUCGAUUUCGUGCGCUUCACUGAAGACAAGCCCAUUACCAUCCGCUUCAUCGAGUACAUGCCCUUUGACGGCAACAAGUGGCAGGUGCAGAAGCUCGUACCCUACCGCGACCUUGUCAAAACGAUACAGAACGAGUUUCCGACGUUCGAGCGUGUUGCCAAACGCGAUGAUCCCAACGACACAUCCAAGCAUUGGCGAGUUCCUGGCCACCAGGGCACCGUCGGCUUCAUCACAAGCAUGACGGACAAUUUCUGCGGAGCGAGCAAGCAGCGCAAGCAAAAUUCUGGCGUGUUGAUGAAGCGGACCACGGCGCCGGCAACCAAACGCAUCUCCGGGAGUCUCUUUACCCGCGCGAGGGCGUUCCACUCCUCGGCACGGAGACAGAGGCAAGACAAAGAUGAUGACGACGACGAUGAUAGCCCGUGGGGUGAUCUGGACAAGGCGUUCGAGAAUCUACAGGACAAGUCGCUGUACAAGCAGGUCUACCUCAAACACCCUUCCGACACUGCUACACCCGCUUCCAACAGUUCGGCACCAGGCACGACGCCAGCCAAGGACCCGAUCGCCGAGAUGGAAGAAGCCAUCUUUGCGCAAGCUGGAGCUGCUGCUGUCAAGACGACUACGAAACCAAUUCGCUCAACGGCAAGCGCCUUGAGCGGUGUUAGUUUCUCAGACAUGCCGCCUUCCGCCUCAGGAGCUGGCGGAAUGGCUGCAGGAUCUAUGUCACACGGUGCGGGACUCCACGGCAGCAUGCCCGGUGCACAGGCGAGCGCCAGAUGGUCGGAAUACAUGCAGGAGGAUGGUCCCCAAGACGACUCGCCUUGGGCGUCGCUGGAUGCUUUUGUAGACAAUCCUGAGUCGUCGGCUCAAUUUGCCGUGCCAUUGCAUCUGCAACAUCAGCAGAACGUGAUGCAAAUCAGGGCGCAACAGCACGCACCACAAUUCUAUCCUCAGCCGCCGCAGCCGCAACAGGAGCAAUAUACUGCAGGCGAAGCCCUGGCGGCUACGGAUGAUCUGCUGCGUCAGCAGAUGCAGCUGCAAUCGACCCAGGAGCAUGAUACAGAAGAGGAUGCCUUUGCUCGAGCGGGAGCAGCUGCAGUUGCUCAGCUCCUCAACCACUCUGUCGCUUCUUCCGCAAGCCGCAGUCACGUGGUGGACGCAGAGGACUCGACCCAACUCUCGCACAUCGACCCAGCCACCGGCGGAGCAUCGAUGGUCGACGUCUCGCACAAAUCCACCACUGCCCGCUCCGCCACCGCCGUCGGCCGAGUCUACCUUCCCUCCUCGGCCUGCAACCUUCUGCUUGCCACCGAAUCGCAGCAAGGCAUCUCGAACAAAGGUCCUGUUCUGCACACCGCACAGCUUGCCGGUAUCAUGGCAGCGAAACGCACCUCGGAUCUCAUCCCGCUUUGCCAUCCUCUGCCGCUUACGCACGUCGACGUCAAACUCGAUGUCGCAGAGGGAGAGGGAGAGGAGAGCUGGAUCCAGGUCGAGUGCACGGCUAGAACGGCAGGGCAGACAGGAGUCGAGAUGGAAGCGCUGACGGGGUGCACAUUGGCUUGCUUGACAGUGUGGGAUAUGGUCAAGGCGGUGGCGGGCAAGACGAUGAGAAUAGGCGAGAUCAUGGUCGUCAAGAAGAGUGGCGGAAAGAGUGGAGACUGGGUCAGAAGGACGUAG